ACCCCAAAAGGCCAAAACACAGAGACCAAAAAAAAACAAUGGUGCUACUUCUCCGAUAUCGAUCCAUAACGAUAAAUCUCACUCCUUUAAUCCCCAAAUCUCACAAAUUCCACACUCUCCAAUCAUUUCGUAACCCUAAUUUCAUCUCCACCCCAAAAGUCUCAGCCUCUUCGAACAAUCCAACACCAACAACGAAUCGUUCGAUCUCCGACGCGGCCAAAUUCGCUAAGUCAGUGUUAUUCAUACCUCCUGGUGUAGAGAUUGAGGAACUAACAGAUGAUAUGGUUCUUCCGGGCUCCAAUAUCGUAAUCGGACCUUUUGCGGGUCAUUCACAAAUCAAAGAAGUUGAAUUUGUUAAAAGUAGUGCUCGAGCUAGAGAUUGUCCUAAAGAUGAUCGUCCUGAGAUUGCGAUUUUGGGUCGUUCUAAUGUUGGCAAGUCUUCGCUUAUCAACUGUUUGGUUCGUAAGAAGGAAGUUGCUCUUACCUCUAAGAAACCUGGGAAGACUCAGCUUAUAAAUCAUUUCUUGGUGAAUAAGAGUUGGUACAUUGUGGAUUUGCCUGGUUAUGGAUUUGCUAAAGUUUCAGAUGCUGCGAAAACAGAUUGGUCUGCGUUUACUAAAGGUUACUUCUUGAAUAGAGACACUCUUGUAUGUGUUCUUCUUCUGAUCGAUGCAAGUGUUCCUCCUCAGAAGAUUGAUCUUGAUUGUGCUAAUUGGCUUGGUCGCAACAAUGUACCGAUGACUUUUGUGUUUACGAAAUGCGAUAAAAUGAAAGCAACAAAAGGGAAAAGACCUGAUGAGAACAUCAAAGCUUUUCAACAAAUCAUUAGAGAGAAUUUCAAAGUACAUCCUCCUUGGAUUUUGACGAGUAGUGUAUCCGGUUUGGGCAGAGACGAGCUUCUUCUUCAUAUGUCGCAGCUGAGAAACUACUGGGAUCAAUAGGAAUCUUGUAAAUUUCGCAGACAAAUGUUCGAAAAG
Messenger RNA from Arabidopsis arenosa, 977 nucleotides. The record is from the annotation of a GenBank genome assembly. NCBI's taxonomy places the organism in Eukaryota, Viridiplantae, Streptophyta, Magnoliopsida, Brassicales, Brassicaceae.